This is a messenger RNA of Chanos chanos (milkfish), 1173 nucleotides long. It is a transcript of the gene npy2rl, whose product is annotated as neuropeptide Y receptor Y2, like. Gene Ontology annotation, molecular function: neuropeptide Y receptor activity. NCBI's taxonomy places the organism in Eukaryota, Metazoa, Chordata, Actinopteri, Gonorynchiformes, Chanidae. The transcript has 3 exons. Gene Ontology annotation, cellular component: membrane. Gene Ontology annotation, biological process: G protein-coupled receptor signaling pathway. Bases 1 to 1173 code for a protein of 390 amino acids. The record is from RefSeq and is a predicted model, not a curated record.
AUGGAGUCUUUCAGCCUAGUUAAUGGCACGACAGGGGGUGACCCUCAAGUGGACACAAGGGGAUCAACUGACCCAGCUCUGAUCACCCACCUCAGUGACAGAGAGCUCGAUGAUUCAUUGCUGGGGUUGGGGGACAGCACAAAACUGCUGGGUGUCCAAGUGGUUCUGAUCCUGGCAUACAGCACCAUCAUUCUGCUGGGUGUAGUGGGCAACUCUGUGGUCAUCUAUGUUGUCUACAAGUUCAAAACACUCCGCACUGUCACUAAUUACUUCAUAGCUAACCUGGCUGUGGCUGACCUUCUAGUCAAUACACUGUGCUUGCCCUUCACAUUGAUUUACACACUGCUUGGCGAAUGGAAGUUUGGACAGGUACUUUGCUUCACCCUGCCCUAUGCCCAGGGCCUGGCUGUCCAUGUCUCCACGGUAACGCUAAAUGUCAUUGCGCUGGACCGUCACAGGUGCAUCGUCUAUCACCUGGAGACACGCAUGUCCAAGAACAUGUGUUUCUUGGUCAUCGCAAUCACUUGGGUGAUAAGCGCAGUUCUUGCCAGCCCUUUGGCCAUCUUCAGAGAGCAUGGGACUGUUGAUCUCUCUCCAGAACAGUCCAUUGAGGUAUGCAGGGAGAAGUGGCCAGGGAGCAGCACAGAUGGUACCCUCUACUCCAUCUCAAUGUUAUUGCUUCAGUACGUGCUGCCUCUUGCUGUUAUCUCCUUUGCUUAUAUCCGCAUCUGGAGCAAACUCCGCAACCAUGUCAGCCCGGUGGGGCGUGAUGACAGACACCAACGACGCCGCAAGACAACCAAGAUGUUGGUCACCAUGGUUGUGGUCUUUGCGGUGAGCUGGCUGCCCUUCCAUGCCUUUCAGCUGGCUGUUGACAUCGACAGCAGUGUGCUGGAUAUGCGGGACUUUAAACUGCUCUACACUGUCUUCCACAUCGUGGCCAUGUGCUCCACUUUUGCCAACCCACUGCUUUAUGGCUGGAUGAACCGCAACUACCGCAGGGCAUUUGUGGCUGUCUUCCGAUGUGAGCAGCGCCUUGAAUCUGUCCACCCCAAGGACUGUGGUGCCACCGUCAUCCGCAAGGGUACCAAGACCAAGAAAGCUCCGGAGCCUCAGGACGCAGUGGCGUCAGUGGCACCUCGUCUCAAUACUACAGAAAUCCACAUGGCAUAG